AUGGGGAGACCGUUGGCACGUAGGAAGACGGCGAUGGCAACGGCGACGUUCGGUGGAAUUUCAGACGUUCGGGUUGGCCGACGGAAAACCCAAGCCAAGGGUGGAUCCACCGCCUGUGUGGUAACGCUGCAUGGGAAAUCGCUGCGGGCGGUGAACAUCGGGGACAACGGGUUUAUUCUGAUCUGCGGCAAAAAAGUCAUCUACCAAUCGCCGGCGCAACCAUACGACAAGAACCGACCGUACCUGCUGGGGAAGAGGAAAGGGUACGACGGGACGGAGAAGGCGGAGGAGAUCUGCCUUGAGGUGGAAGACGGCAGCUUGAUCGUGGCGGGAACGGAAGGGCUAUUUGAUAAUGUGCCGGUUGACGGGUUUGUAGAUCUGAUCUUUCUUGCUUGCCAAAAGAAUAACAACAUGACGACACCGGACCCGAAACAUAAUGCCACCUCACUAAUGUUUCCAAUAUAUCUGCACAUAUGUAUUGGAUGA
Messenger RNA from Oldenlandia corymbosa var. corymbosa, 486 nucleotides. NCBI's taxonomy places the organism in Eukaryota, Viridiplantae, Streptophyta, Magnoliopsida, Gentianales, Rubiaceae. The record is from the annotation of a GenBank genome assembly.